AUGUCGAAGCCUCAGAGCACUAACGGCAGCGAGUCCGAGUUCGAAUUCAUCGAGACUCCCAAGGCUCCCACCCCUUCCUUCGAGAAGUUCGAGGAGUGUGGCGUGCGAACUACCUCGUACCCCGCCAUCAAGAAUGCCCCUCUGCCAGCUGAUGGCCCCGGCAGCGAGAGCUUCUCCCUCAUCGCUCUGGGCCUCGCCCUCAUAGUUCCCCCCUACUGGCUUGCCUGGAAGGUUGGCGGCGGUACCAAGACCGCCAUCUUCUUUGCCCUCUUGACCUCGGCUCCUAUUGUCGCAGGCUUCUGGCUCCUCGUCUCCACCGUCAGCCCCCGCAAGAAUGAGAAGGCCAGGUUUCCUGGUCGCCCUGUCGAGCACUACCUCACCUUCAAGAAGCCUGAAGACAAGGCCAAGUACCAUGGCAAGAACAAGAUCCCCAUGGAGACCUUCCAUGAGAUGUACUUUGACGGCGAUGUCGACUUCAACGGCGACUGCCUCGAGGUCAUGGAGUACAGACAUGACUGGGCCAACUUUCGCUUCACCAUUGGUCUGAUUAAGCACUUCUUCUUCGGCUUCAUUCCCGAAGCUAUCAUGCACACGAGAUCCCAAGACGAGGAGCAGGUUCGUGACCACUACGACCGCGGUGAUGACUUUUACGCCUGGUUCCUCGGCCCUCGCAUGAUCUACACCUCCGGCAUUAUCGCCGAUAUCAACAAGGAGGAGACCCUCGAGGAGCUGCAGGACAACAAGCUGGCCAUUGUGUGCGAGAAGAUUGGCCUCAAGCCCGGCGAGAAGCUCUUGGAUAUCGGCUGUGGCUGGGGUACGCUCGCCCGCUUCGCCAGCGUCAACUACGGCGCCAAGGCCACCGGUGUCACUCUUGGCCGCAAUCAGACUGCCUGGGGUAACAAUGCUCUCCGCAAGGUCGGCAUCCCUGAGGAGCAGAGCAAGAUUCUGUGCAUGGACUACAGAGACAUCCCCGUCCCCGAGGGCGGCUACAGCAAGAUCACCUGUCUCGAGAUGGCCGAGCACGUCGGUGUCCGUCACUUCCACAAGUUCCUGACCCAGGUCUACGAUAUGCUGGACGACGACGGUGUCUUCUUCCUCCAGAUCGCUGGUCUGCGCAAGCCUUGGCAGUACGAGGAUCUCAUCUGGGGUCUGUUCAUGAACAAGUACAUCUUCCCGGGUGCCGAUGCCUCCACUCCUCUGGGCUGGUUUGUCGACAAGCUCGAGGGCGCUGGCUUUGAGGUCAAGCAUCUUGACACCAUUGGUGUGCACUACUCAGCCACUAUCUGGCGGUGGUACAGAAACUGGAUGGCCAACCAGGACAAGGUUGUGGCCAAGUAUGGCAAGAGGUGGUUCCGCAUCUGGGAAUACUUCCUUGCCUACUCUACCAUCACCUCCCGCCAGGGUAGCGCGACCUGCUACCAGAUCACCCUGGUCAAGAACAUCAACUCAACCCACCGCAUUGAGGGCAUCAAUAACCACUUUGGUCUGUCCGGUGCGCUGGCUAGUGCCAAGUUCGACCUGAAGUCCUGGCAGGAGGCCAACACAACUCUGUUCCCCUCUGUCCCUACCCAGUAG
Molecule: messenger RNA, 1575 nt
Organism: Cryphonectria parasitica EP155
Lineage: Eukaryota; Fungi; Ascomycota; Sordariomycetes; Diaporthales; Cryphonectriaceae
Product: S-adenosyl-L-methionine-dependent methyltransferase
Exons: 4
Coding region: 1-1575 (524 amino acids)
Biological process (GO): cellular response to biotic stimulus
Source: RefSeq, a predicted model, not a curated record